This is a messenger RNA of Scutellospora calospora, 4522 nucleotides long. The record is from the annotation of a GenBank genome assembly. Lineage: Eukaryota; Fungi; Glomeromycota; Glomeromycetes; Diversisporales; Gigasporaceae.
AUGGAUAAUCAAGGACAAAACAAGGAUUCAGAAAUCGGAGAUCUCAAUUCGAAAUCGAAUAACCUUAGUGAUAAUGUAGAAAAUUAUGAAAGAGCCGACAAGGAAUCUUCAAAAAGUAAUGACAAAUCUUCUGAAGUUGGCGCAGAAAUAGACCCAGAAGAAGAAAGUUCACGUUAUGACUUAUGUGAAUCUAUUCCAGGCCUUUAUCGUUUAUUAGACUUAUGCAAAGACAAAGGGUCAAAUGGUCUUGUUGACAAGAUAUUAAUUUCACAACAAGAUUUGAAAAAACUUUGUAAUGAAAUGGUACCAAACAGCUUUAAAUCGAUUUCGAAAAUUCAAUUUGAACAAUUGAAUUCCUGUCAUGUUCAUCUUAUCGGAUGUUAUGGUAGAAAUGACCUUAUUGCAAAACUAUUAUUGAAUAAAAAUGUUAUCGAUCAAGUUAUUUAUGAACAACUUUUGAUACCUUAUGAAAUAAAUACAAUACAAUCUUUGCCAACUUUAAGGCCUGGCAUUUAUCUUCAGAGACUGCCUUCUGUCACUGAAGACAUUAAUUCGAACCCGAACAAAUUUUUGGUCAUACACUGGAGUGAAAUUGGUUGCUAUGAAGAUUCUGCAUCUUAUUAUCGAAAAAAGAAUAUGACUAAUUUACAUAGAAGUCUGAAAAUUUUGGCUUUAUGGAUAAAUUUAAUUAACUUGCCUAAAAAUAAAAAUUAUCAAGAUUCGAUUCUGAGCAUUGCCUCUAGUAAUACAUUAGAACUGGUAGUUGAUAAUACUGAUGAAGAACCGAAAUACGAUGAGAAAUCUUAUGAACUUAUAACUAGACAUGUUUACACAUUUUAUUAUAAAAAAUAUCUUACAAAAAUUACAACACAUCAACUAUGCCUUAUGGAUGAUAGUGAUGUAGAAAAUUUUGAUUGGAGUUUGUUGAAAAAAAAUUUUGAUGACGAAGAUGGAGAAAAUAAAGAAAAUAGAGCAUUUAUUCAUAAGUAUGAAGUCAGAAAAAGCCAAGAAAAAAAGGAAGACUUUGAGCUCUUUAAAGGAUUUAAUCUACCUCUACCAAUGUCAAAUAUACAAAGCUCUUAUACUCCUAAAUAUUUUGAUGGCCCACCUUUGCAUCCAUUAAUUGUUGAAUCUGCAUCAAACCAGAUAUUACUUACUCGAAAAAUGAAAUAUGGUAAAACAACUGCUGAUAAAUAUAGCAAAAGGUCGUUUGACUCUUUGAUCAGUUUUCAAGAACAUUUCAAAAAGCUUAAAAUUCAAAAAUGUGCUCUUUUAAUUGAUCGUAAUAAAAUGACAAUACAAAAACUGCAAAUACUUGUUGAAGAUGGCAUAAAUGUUCCUGAAGAUGGCACAAAUGUUCCUGAAGGUGGCAUAAAAGUUCCUGAUCUAUUUUUGAAUUAUAAUGCAGAGUUAAAAGAACAUGAAGAUCGUAAGGUUGAAAUAGUCAGUAAAGUUUUAGAAAGUACUCUGGAUCGUAUUAAACAAAUGGCAUAUCAGAUAUUGAAGCAGUCAUAUAAUCAUUUUGAACUUUUAAUAAGUGGCCAUGAAAAUGAUGAGAUACAAAUAGAAGAAAGUAAGAGUUUAAUAAGUGAUCAUAAAUUAAAUUAUAAAAUACAUCUAGGAGAAGAUAAAUCUAUUAGCAUUGAUGAAAUAUAUCCUGGUAUAAUUCAAAUUCUUAAAAAUGAAAUAUUCAAUAUUUCUACUAAUAGUUGGAAAUGCCUCAAAACUCGACUUAUUUUUGCAAAACAUUGUGGCUUCAUAAAAGCAUCAACGGUGUUUAAUGAUGAAGAGCAAGAUUUUUCUAAAUUGAUCAAUAAGUAUAAAAACAAUUGCAAUUUAUUUAGUAUUUUACCAGGUAAAACAGUCGAUAAAAUAAAUGAUAAGGCUAAAAAAAUUUAUGAUAAGGCUGAAAAAAUUCCCGAUAAUGAAUUUGUAAAACAAAUUUCUGACAUAAAUGACGAAGCUGUUACAAAAAAGUUUUUAAAUGCAUACCUAGAAUGGAAAGAACUGAAUUUUGUUCAAAAAGUAAAUCGAAUUGUUCAAGAUAUCAGAGAAAAAGUUGAAAAAAAUUUGGAAGUAAAAAGUGAUGAAAUUUAUUUUAAGGGAAAAUUAAAAGAAAUUGAAGAGUAUUUUUUUCAAUCAAUCUGUAAAAAAAUUGAGGCAAAAUAUCCAACAAAUGAUCUAACGGAAGACCGUUUAACUAUUUUAAAUCUAGAAAUAGACGAGUAUAAGAAAAAAUAUUACCUAGACUGUGAAAUUUCUGAAAAACUAUGUUUUAGUAUUUAUAAUGUUAAUCUUAACCAGUCUGAUAUUGAAGAGAUGGAUAAGAAUGAAUUUUUUAUCCCAAAACCAAUAAUAUCCAAUAAUAACGUCUCUUUUAAUAUUGAUCCAGAGAUUUACGAGUUCAACAUUAAUAGCAUUAAUCGUCUACAAAGUAACUUAGAUUCACAAACUACACAAAAGAAACUAUCAAUUGGAAGAAAUUUUAUGGUUGCAAUCAAUGAACCAAAACACAUGAUUGCAAUUUAUGAUAACGAUAAAGGAUUGCUUAAUACAUAUAGAUUAGAUGAUGAACAAAAUAAUAUUCAUUUGCAAUACCGAAACAUCCAAAUUAGUCAAUGGUACAAUUUAAAUAUUCCACAAAUAGCUCAUAUGUUUUUCAUAAAAAGUACUGAAGAUGUUUGUUUUGUGGAAAAAAAUGGAUCAGCUCGAAUCUAUAAUGGAGCUUGCUUUGUUGCAUUUGUAAAAGAAAAAUCCUUUGUUAAAACAUCUGAAGUCGAUGAUAAAUUAAUAGAGAUGAAAUCUAAGGAUAUGUGCACAAAAAUGCAAGUUGAAAAUUCUUAUGAUAUUAAACCUAAAUUAUUAAGUACCAAUGAUACAAUCGAAUUAUCAAAUAUCGACAUUGAAACUAAAAAUAAUGAAGAAACUGCAUUUAUUUCUCAAAAAAAUUUAGAUAGUUCAACAGAGCCUGGAAUACAAAAGUUUAAAAGCAUAUAUAAAGAAAAUGAGACUAUCUCUGAGAAUAUGUACACGAAAAUGCAGGCAGAAAAUAGUUUUGAUAUUAAUGAUGAAGCUAAUGAAGCUAAAUCAUCAAGUAUCGAUAAUACAACUAAAAAUAAUAAGGAACUUGCGACUAUUUCUCAAGAAAGUGUAGAUAAUUUAACAGAAUCUAAAUUACAGCAGAAUACUAUGGUUCAAUCUAAAAUAAAUAACUCUCAAGUUUUAAAUAUAGACAUUGUUCAUGGAUACGUAUUUUUUUUGGAAAAGUUUAGUAAAAAUGCAAACAAAGUGAUCGAAGUUCCAUUUGAUUCCUCAACCAUAGAGUUUUUUCAAUUUUGUUCGCUUGCAAAUAAACAAACUCAUCUAAUAACAAUUGACUUACAUAAUAAUAAUUUUCAAUCUUUGAUGGUUAAAGUUACACAAAUGAAGGCUAAAUAUCGGUUUGAAAGAAAGACAGUAAAAAAAUCUUUGGGUAAAGUAAAGAUAGAACGUAACGAUCCAUUUACAGUCCUUGGCCAAAACACAAAGUUCACCAUUGAUUUUCAUGUGGGUGAUCUUUUAGUCAUUGGUAAUGAAAAAUUUCAAAUUAUGAAAAUUGUUAACGAUUGUGAAUUGAAGAUAAUCAAUCAACAGAAACUUAAUUUUGAAGAAUGGCAACAAUUUAAUAUUGAACCAAGAACAAAAGUAAAUGGGUUACUUGAUGUAUAUUCUAUGGUUUUUACAAAAUAUGCAAUCACAAACCCAUUUAGUAAAAAAGAUGAACUAUUAAAAUUAACAAUAGUCUUAGAAUUAAGCAGUAAAUUAAAUAUAGACAAUUAUAAGACCAAGUUUCAAACAUAUUUUCGUAAAUUAUUUAAAAAAUACAAGAAAGAAACAAAAAAACCUAUGGGCCAUCUUGAAAAAUUUGGUGUAAAUUGUAUUAUUUUUGAAAGCUUUGACAACCUCGUAAGUGAAUUUACAGAACAUAAAUUUGGAGACUGGAUUAUUGAUUUUUUCUGUCUUAUUCCUAUCCAAAUUGCUGUUGCGCACGACAAUGAAUUUAUUCCAAUUCGAGACGGAUUCUUAGAAAAAGCUGAACAAAAUGUGUUUGAUGAUGGGUUUGGAUUAAUUGGAAAUAUAUCGAAAGCCAUUUCAUUUGGAUGGUAUGAGUCUAUAUUUGAAUAUUAUGCUGAUUUAGAAGUAAAAGUAAUUUCAUCUAUGGGAGAGCAAUCUAGUGAAUUAUCAAACUUAUAUAAUUCUAAUAUCUUUCCAAAUCUAGGCAAAAGUUAUCUACUAAAUCAUUGUCUUGGUUCAACUUUCGAUGGAUCCGCUAUGCGUUGCACGGAAGUUAAAAUCGACGAAAUUCUUUAUGUAGCACUUGAUUUUGAAGGAUUAGCAAGUAUUGAAAGAUCGCCACAAGAAGAAACAUUUUUACAGCUUUUGAAUGCAGCACUUUCAAACCUUGUAAUUUUUAAAAGUAAUUUUACAGUUAGCAGAGAUAUUUCUUCCAUGUUCCAACGUUUUCAAGAUGCGAAAAAAAAAU